Messenger RNA from Coregonus sp. 'balchen', 12917 nucleotides. The record is from the annotation of a GenBank genome assembly. NCBI's taxonomy places the organism in Eukaryota, Metazoa, Chordata, Actinopteri, Salmoniformes, Salmonidae.
AUGGUUUCUGCCAAGAAGGAGAUGGUGACUGCGAAGUACCCCAGUUACAUUUCGACUCUCUUCUACCUUUUCUGCAUGACUGCUUGGUGAGUUUCUAAAAUACAUGAACUGGGGGGGGGGGGGGAUUUUCUCCUGUUAGAAUUGCUUUUCUCCUGUUAGAUUGGCGCGAGCUGCGCUGGUGCCGCUGUCCAUGGUCCUGAAGAUUCUAGGUGCUGAAAUCCGAAAGUGCUCUAACUGUGUCAUAUGGUUGUGACUCCCAAUUUUGUCAUCCUUAGCCUGGGUAUCCGGGAGGCUGCUGUCUUUCACGAUAUAAAACUAUUUUGAUUAUUUGUGUCGUUUUUCAGUGUAAAGAGAAUCUCUGGAAUGAUAAAAAAGGAUGAGAGAAUAUAUCCCGAGAAUUUCACACGCAUUUUAGACCGACUCCUGGACGGGUAUGACAACAGACUGCGACCUGGAUUUGGGGGUAGGUACCUACCUGAAGCAGUAACAGUUUUCGGCUGUCCAAUUAGUUUUUAAUUCUACAGUGGCUCAAAGAGAUGGGCAAAACAUGAUUAUCACUAUUGUGCCAAUGCUAUUGAAUAGUUUGAUAGGGUAUGAGGUUGAGAUCAAAAUUGCAUUGUAUUUUUCAAUAAGAGCUUUUCAAUACUGUUUCAAGUGAAACGUGUUGCUCCACUGAGCUACGACCACUACCUCCCACAGAUGUGAAACGACAUUCCGUGUUUCAAAAGCUGGUUGUCAUGAAUUGAAUUAACACUUUCUUAUAUUCACUGCUUUGACUCUUGUGUGCGACUGAUAACGGUAUGCUACCUUUAAAUAUUUAAGCGUGUUUAGUUAUGUAAUCGCUGUGGGAAAAGGCGCUUAGUGCACAAUUUAAGUAGAAAGAGUGCAGAUGUUCUUUUCGCGUCUGUCAAAUCCUCCACGAGCUUAAAGUGUCAGACACACGUUUAAAGACUAUGCAUUUAACGAGAAGUAACCUCGUUUUCGUUCAUUAGGCCUACAGCAAUGACAUUUGACAUGCAUGUCGGUGUGCUUGAAAAUACCUUAGGCUACGCUCUUCAACUCAACCCUAAAAAACAUUCCACCUCACGGCACGUAAACUUCAGAACUCACCCUUCAAGUGUGCAUUGUAUAGAUUAGCUACUGAUCGGCUUCCUCCAAUAGAUUUAUGUUUUAAACCUCUUUAGCUAUUUUGCAUUCCAUUAUAUACAUGCUUAGAAGCUGGUGCAGGUUAUUUGGUAGGCAUAAGCUAUAGGCUAUUGCAUACAGGGCAUUGGCGGCUAUUUGGGUUAGUCGUUUUGGCACACAUCCCCACAGCACUAUCAACCCAACCUUUUGGCCCAUGUUAGGCUGUUGCUGAGGUUUCAUGUUUAACAUAUUAUUCCAGGCCUACAGGUGAAAAUGACGGUUAAAAUGAGGGUUGAUGCUUAAAGGGUGGCCUAACAAACCAGAACUAGUCUAAGGUCUCUUGGGGCUGUAAUGGGAUAUGCCUAGGAUAUUCUAGGGAUUGUGAAGCUGAUUGAAUUGUUCUCUCAAUAGGUCCAGUGACAGAGGUGAAAACAGACAUUUAUGUGACAAGUUUCGGGCCUGUCUCUGAUGUUGAGAUGGUAUGUACCGAAUCAAGAACUUGAAACAGAUGAGUAGCAUAAAAUAAGUUUGACUGAUGUUCACCAUGCACUUAACGUUUUAUAUAAGAAUGAAGUCCCAACCAUAACUGUUUAUUUCUGACAUUUGCCCAUUUUUGUCUUUUGCUUCCUCAGGAGUACACCAUGGACGUGUUCUUCAGACAGACAUGGAUGGACAGGAGGCUGAGGUACGAGGGGCCUAUGGAGAUCCUCCGCCUCAACAACAUGAUGGUCUCCAAUGUGUGGACUCCAGACACCUUCUUCAGGAAUGGCAAGAAGUCUGUGGCCCACAACAUGACCGCCCCCAACAGGCUGUUCCGCAUCAUGAAGAACGGCACCAUUCUUUACACCAUGAGGUACUACAUUUACCAAAAUGCUUUACACCCUGAUGCCUACAUUACCCAGCAUCCCAGUGUUACCAUGCUAAGUGCUAUUCAGCCUACCUACAGUAUCCAUCCUAAAAGUAGGGCUCCACUGUAUACAUUUUUGUGUUCUGUUUGGAGGGUCCCAACUCUCUCCAACUCCCAUUGGUUUUAAUAUGUUUGGGUGUAUGUGUCCCCAUAGGUUGACUAUCAGUGCAGAGUGUCCUAUGAAGCUGGUUGACUUCCCCAUGGAUGGACAUGCAUGCCCUCUCAAGUUUGGAAGCUGUAAGUAUGAUAUGACACUGUAAGUCUAUUCUAAUAAUGUAUCAGGAGUGACUUGAUAAAGUGGUUCUUCGUCCUUGUCAUGAGACUGUAUUAAAUAGGAUGACAUGCAUACUUCGGAACGCUGUGUAUGUAUUGACAUACACCCCAAAGCAAAUCCAAUUGUACUGUUUCUUAGUAGAUAUUCAACCUGACACUGUUUACGUGCUUACAUGCUUUCACAGUAAACUAAUUUGUUCUUUGUCUUAAUUCAUUUAGUAUGCAAUGUUUUUAAAAAACAUAUUUGUACUUCGAUGCACUAAAUCUGUCCCAGUUCGUCACAUAAAUAAAGUUGACUAGUUUGAUUUGAAAAUAUAUACCAUUAUAUUGUAAUACUAUUACCAUAUGAAGUGUCAAACUCGUAGCUUGUGGUAUUCCUCCAGUUUUGUCAUAUCUGAGGAUGCCAUACAUAUUCCCAGAGUGAGAAGUAAUUGCUUUUUCUGACUAAAAUGCUAAUAAUACAUUACAUUCCUUUUGUACCAAAAACAGAACAAAGAAACCCAAAAUCAGCAGUAUUGUUCAUAAUGAGUGGUCAGCAAAAGUGACUUAUCUCCGAUGAAAGGAUCUCUCCAAUGAGCGUUCUGUCUUGUCAGAAAACAGUAGUGAUUUAAAGAUAACAUCUGCUGAGGGAAAAACAAAAGAAGUGGAAUGAAGGAUGGGUUUCCCUGCAUUUCCCAACCCUCCCUCAAUCUAUUAUCAGCAAUUGUGACAUUGUAGAGGUAGAGGACAAAAUAGAUUCCUCAGUUAUCAUUCUGUCACAUUACUCUUAGUUUAAGAUAGUACCUUCCACCCAUCUCAUCCUCCCAUCCUGGCCCGAGUCAGGGAAGUAGAUGUUGGACCCGAUGGGGAAAGGUCAGAAAAUCUCUCCCUGCCCCUGGUUAGCUCAGACCUAUUCCGGUUCUCUCCAGAGCUGGUGUGUGUCGGAGUGCCGCGCAGCGUUCUGCUCCACAACAUGCCCCAGCCGGCCCAUUUUCCCGGCGCAGUUGGUGUCCUGCCGACUUCGAGUCCCCUGUGGGAAACUGCAAAUGGGAACAACGUAAGGGGGCAUGUGUAGCUGGAGACAGACCCUGACAUAAACCCAAGUCUAGGUUGUCGUUUUUCUUUCAGCCCUGUCUUAUAGGAACUCUCAUCUCACAUUGAAAUGUUUUUGCAACAUCUUUGCAACGUUGAAUAUGCAAAAACGUUGACAUGUACCAGAGAGCUCGUGAGACCGGGUAGUUUGUUUAAAAGCCGACUCAUUUGAGCACACAGUAGACACCCACGCCAUCCAAUACGAUGCUAUCGUACUACUCAUUUUCAAUCAAAUUAUGAGGAAAAGGUAUCUGAAAAUCCAGAGAGUGCACCAUUUGAAGUGCAGAUCAAGUGUGGAAAUCAUGUGUGACUGGACUGCACACCAUCACAUCAAUAUGUCUCUUUCAAAUGUGUCGUAAUCACCUGACUAAAUGGGGGAGAUAGAAACGUUUCUCAUGUUCACAAAGCUUAGAGUUAUGAAGAGGAUAUUACUGGCUUACAGUAGUCAUUCUCUCAUGAACUUAAAUGUGACAUUCUCUCUAUCCUAAGUCUCUCUCUCUCUCUCUCUCUCUCACCUCCAUUGUACAAUAUUUAUUUUUGAGCUACAAUUUAGAAUGUGCCUCAACCCCCCACUUGAGGGUUUAAUCCAUAUAUUUUCCUUCUCCACCCUCAGAUGCAUACCCUAAAACAGAGAUGAUCUAUACCUGGACCAAAGGACCACAGAAUUCAGUGGAGGUUCCCCAAGAAUCCUCCAGCCUAGUGCAGUACGAUCUCAUUGGCCACACUGUCAGCAGUGAGGAGGUCAAAUCAAUCACAGGUAUGAUGGGUUGUUGAAAAGCAACCGCUGGUUAGAUAUAGUAGACAUCCCCAACUCUGAUGGUGAUGCCAUUCUUUGUUAAUAAUCAUUUACAUUUCUUCUUCAGUUCUUACUUCAGUUUGGAAUGUUUUCUCUACAGUAGCUUUGUCCAAAUAACUGUUUGAUGCCAUUUACCUCAGAGAACAGAGAAGACACAAUAAAAACUCCAUGCUACCAGAAGUCCAUAAUGUCCUGUCCUCUUGCUCAUUGUCUCAUGUCAGUCAUGAAUUAAUCAACUGUGAUAUCUAUGGCUAUCCGCCAGGUGAAUAUGUGGUGAUGACAGUGCACUUCCACUUGAAGCGGAAAAUGGGCUACUUCAUGAUUCAGACGUAUAUCCCCUGCAUCAUGACAGUAAUCCUCUCCCAAGUGUCCUUCUGGAUAAAUAAGGAAUCGGUCCCGGCUCGAACAGUCUUUGGUACGUAUUACUCACAAAUCCCGCCAUUCUGUAGAAUACUUCUGUUGAGAGGCAGAGAAGAUGCAAAUGUGGAGAGUGAAGUGCCUCUUCUGUUUGUCUCUCAGUCUCCAUUUUAGUGACUGUGCAGCUGGAGCAAUCAACUUUGUCUUUAGCCUCUUAGACAACCAUUAAGGUCUACGAUUAAUUAAAUGUGUUAUCUAUUAUUGUUAUCAGUGGCGAUUUUAGCAUGUAAAUCUUGGUGCGGCAAACAAAAAAAACUAUUUUUUAUAUGCAUGCCAGCAAACCCACUACACAACACAACACUAAACAAUACAUCAAUUCCACUAUAACAGUGACAAAAGGUGCCCACACACUGUUAGGGCCUACAUAAAGCUGCCCCAACAGCAGAGUCCCAACACCUUACCACUGCUACACCUGGCUAUCAGUGGAGCCUUGUCUAGCAGCGAAACAGUUCAUUCAGCCUCAUUUACUGCCUUUAAAAAAAACAUAGCUGAUAUGGCUGACUUGCUUAAACAAAUGUUGUUUCUACUGACAAUUGAGAUGUACAAACUAUGGCAUAAGGGGACGACAAGCGGAUAAGAGGCAAUCUGUAAUUUCGAUUAAGACAUUAAUGAGCGAGCUAGGACGGAUGUAGUCAACAUAACUAUUUGUUCAGCACUUUUGAAAUGUACAGUGACAGAAUUCAGAACAUGGGCCAUUCUUACAGUAUUCUCCCUGGACACCAAGUCAGAACCAUAUAAUAAAGAAAGGGGGCAUAUAAGCAGACAAUGAAAGCUCUUACAGUAUUCAAUGAUUAUAUUUCUCUAAAACAGGCUAUAGGCUACAUGUGCACCACCAAGUCAGAACAGUAGGCGAAAUUAGGAGGGGAAACGGGACCAAAUUAUUAGGGUGAGGCACAUGGGCUACUAACAGCUUACUACACAACAUACACUUAGUAUUACUUUCUUAGCUACAGUAUACAUAUCUCCCUGGCAUAUUACAUCAUUUAUGCAGCAGCAUACAAUACAUAUUUGGACUCACCUUGUUGUGUUGUGCUCACUUGAACAGGAAGGUGGCGCAGCGGUCCUUCGUGGGCAAAUUUAGUCAUCAAACUUUGUCAUCAAAGUCUGUCUUCUCUGGAUUUAUGGUGCUUUCAAGACAACUGGGAACUCGGGAAAAAAACAAGGUUGAAUCGUGAUGAAGUCAAUGAUCUUCAGGUCGGAGCUCUAGAAAGAGGCCCGAGUUCCCGACUUGCAAUUCUGAGUUGGAUGACUGUUCAAAACGUAUUUUCCGAGUCGGAGCUCGUUUUUUUCAGAGUUCCCCGUUGUCUUGAACUCACUGAAAUCGGAUUUCCCAGUUCUGAGUUUCCAGUUGUUUUGAGCACGGCAGAAAUCAUACUGGAUUGACACCAUGGCCAAUGUUGAAUGUUUAUCCUUUUAAGCUUGGAAAAGAGACCCUUAAACCCAGACUUGGGACCACACACACACUCCACUGAAUAGCAGGCUAGUGAUUGCUUUGCAAAGCUUCCAAACCACUCAUAGUUGAAUUUGCGAUUUCCAACUUGUUGUGUAAUGUUUAUAUCCAUUGGCCGAUGAGCACCGAUACAUUUUAUCUAUAAUCAUUUCUCUUCAUUAUUUAUCUUCGCAUAACAACGAUUAAAAAGGAUUUGCCAGUAGAUUGUCGAUUUGAUUCAUGAUGAUGACUGCGAGCUUGCUAGCUAAGAUUUUGAAAGUAUGAUGUUGACAUGAUCAGUCCAAUCAAAGCUGCUGUAGAUAUAAUGUGAUUUGACGUCAUUUUAUCUGUGGCCAUUGACCUUGAGCCGCCUUGGAUGGGCACUUAUAAUGUAACUCUAUGGCAGCACCCAAGGGGCUUGAAUUUUCGAGCUCUACCCUUAGAUUUGGCGGUGGCGUAGUGUACCCAUGAGUGACAGAACACAGAGCCAAUCACGGCGCAAACUAGAGAACAUUACCAACCCUUACGCUCCGUAUUUUCAGCUGGCAGCCCCACCACCACCACAGAAAGCACUGAGCUAGGCUGAACUGCCUUACUCAAGAAAGCAAAAAAUUGACCAAGUUUGCAGCUUUAUUACCUCCAUUAUUUAAAAAAAUAAUAAUUUUUUACAUUGUUUGCAAACUGAUAUGUGACACGUGUUCAUGCCAAAAUAACACGCAAAACAGGCAUCCCAUUAGCUAGCAAAACAGGCGGGGCUCUGCCUGCCCUGAAUGACGGGUCACCACUGAUUGUUAUCCAUCAAAGUGGCAGAAGCAUUUGCCAAUACGCCCAUUUGUUUACAAACAGAAGUGUUAGAGCCCCACUGUGGGUGGAGUCAGAGCUGGGAACCUUGUGCAACUUUCAUGGAAUUAGUGUACUUUACUUUACCAGAUGUUCAGCAAAAUAUCCUCUGUCUGUUUGCUUGGUCUCCUAUCAAUUCCACAGCACCUUUCGCUUCCUUUCAUAAUUAGACUUUUACAAGUACUCCAUGUAAAUCAGCAUUUCUGUAUUGCAUAAUUAAGUACCCAUUUCUUGUAUUAUAGUCUUCAGUCUUAUUCUUUUUUAUGCCCAUUUAGUUUACUGAACUGAACUGAACUUUAGCACUUAAUUCAUCUCUCUUGGCAUUUUUUUGAGCGAGUUGUAAACAGAGAUGGAAUUUUAGCUAGCCUGUGGCUAGUACUUUUCAGACGGGACUAGUAGAAAAUGUGCCAAACUAGCCCGCCGGCUAGUGACAUUUUCCUCUUUUGAAAUAUCCCAUAGCACAUAUUUUGGACACGGUCUAGUAAAAAUUGCAGUCUACUAGCUUGGCUGGCCAGUGCCCAAAAUCCUUCAAUUCCAUCCCUGGUUGUAGAGGAUUAGCUGUGUAGGAUAGGGUCCUAUUAGGAUAAAAUAAAUCUAGUGUAUGUGGCUGAGUAAUGUAAGGUCUGUGGUUUCUGAGGCGUAAUGCUGUCCUCCUACUAGCGUCUUCUAUUCCUUUGCUAUUGAUUGCUGGGGUGUUGGUUAUAUGGGUGAUUGCUUGGGUGUUGGUUAUAUGGGUGAUUGCUUUGGUGUUGGUUAUAUGGUGAUUGCUGGGGUGUUGGUUAUAUGGGUGUCUAUGAGGUUGUGUAACUUUCAUGAGCACCACUGUAAAAUAAUUGGAGCAUAUUUUGCUAUGGAAAAGUGCUGUUUUGGCUGAUCCAGUGGGUUUAGUAGUUGAUAAAUACAGUAGGUUUAAUGUCAUGAGUAGGUAAUUGCUUUUUGCCCUUGCAUGUGUUGAUGGAAAGAUACAUUCCUCUGAGCACCCACUUUUGGCUUUUGUUACAUGCUACCCCACAUGAUGUUGGUGACUGCAUCUGUGGGCCUAUUCGUUUAGCCCGCUGACUUUCUUUCAGGGACACACAUAUAGCUGAGUCAUAUCCCAGCAGCUGUAGAGGCCAAUGUGUUAUUCCACAGCCACACUGAUUCACACAACGCCCCAGUGAGUCCCCUCAGUCCCCCCCCCCCACCUCCCGUCUCAGCGGCGAGCUAAUGAAACUGUCCAAUUUGUGACAGGAGGGUGUCGUGGGAAUAUACAUAUUGUCGCAUUGGCCAAGCCCCCGGGCUGUGGGGCUGUUACAGCUUGUAGGUGUAGGUGUGUGUGGGUGGGUGCACGCACGGGCUGACUGCUUUUUUCUUCUCUUCUCUCCUCUUUCUACGAUGCAAUGUUCCAUUUUCUGCCUCUGUGACUCAAAGACUGGCACAUAUAAUGAUUGUAGGACUAUGGUUACUAGGAAAAUAAAGACAUUGACUUGAGGGAUGAUUAAGAAGCUCCCCUUGAGGCUCAAGAUGUUAUUGUCUGGUGAUGUUGGAAAUUGACAUUGACGUCAAAUAAAAGCCUGGUCUCAGAUCUGUUUGGCCAAUCAAUGUCUGGCGUAACAAAGGCCAUAGGGGUUGGCAAGACAGCACAAUCAGAUCUGGGACCAGGCUAAUGAAACUGGCUCUGCCUCUUGAACAUGCACUGGUCAUGUUACCCAUUCUGUCCUAAUCCAAGCAACUCCAAAGCAAUGAGUUCUAAUCUAAACAAUGUGUCACAAGAUGAGGAAUGAAGAUGCCUGUAUUCCAACAGAAACAGCCUUUACUCACUAAUUUGAUUAUUAUAGCUCAUCUGAUUAAAUCAGUCACACCUCAUUAAUCUGUACCAAGAACAAUUGUGCCUCUGAUCUCGUCAAAUAACCCAAUGAAAGACACUAAUAUUAACUAAUAUCCUAAUAUUAAAGCUAAUAUCUACCUCUGGAUUUCUCGUCCUCGGAAUCAUACAUUACAGAAUCGUCCGGUGGUCGGCUGAGUUUAGACACAUAAUUAUGCUGCGGGUCACGUCAGAGCAGGUGGCCUGGCUGUACAGAUUGUGUCAUAUCUCUAACUUAAAGGUGAUUUUCUCUAAAUCACAUUAUAGCUAUUUGCUAAUAAUCCCAAGGACAAGUGACCUACAAGCUUACUGUAACUCCCCAGUUAUUGUAAUGGUAUAAUCCUUGGCGCAGUUCGGAUUGGUUAUUGUUUAAAAAGGAAUUGGAGACGAGGGAAAGUAGGUAUGCUACGUGGUCACUAGGGCAAUCUCAUUAAGAUGGAACGCAUUGGAAGCAAAGGUCAAUAGGUAAUCGACAGGAGGUUUACAGGUCAUUCUAGUGUCACAAACAUUCCGUUUCCUGUUUUUCAUAUAAUGCAUUAGGCUGUCAUUCAUUGAUUUGUGUGCUGAAUUUACUAAAUCAUUUUCAUUGAUUUUCAAAAAAGUUGUAGCGCUGAACUAGCACACCUGAUUCAAUUAGUUAAGUGCUUGAUGAUUAGUUGAUCAGUUGAAUCAGGUGUGCUAGCCCUGGAAUAGAUCAAAUACAUUGAACAGCUGGGGGUCCCUGAGGAAAAGUUUGAGUAAUUCUGAUAUAUAGGACGGUUAGGCCUACUGUUUUAGUUCUAUUAUUUGAGUGUGUUGACAUGACUUGUAUUAUUUUUGGUACAGCCAAGGUUAAACUUUUUCUCAUUUUCAGGCAUCACCACAGUCCUGACCAUGACCACGUUGAGCAUCAGUGCACGCCACUCCCUCCCCAAGGUCUCCUACGCCACGGCCAUGGACUGGUUCAUCGCUGUGUGUUUCGCCUUUGUCUUCUCUGCCCUCAUCGAGUUCGCUGCCGUCAACUACUUCACCAACGCAGAGAUGGAGAGACUGAAAAGGAUGCCGCCAAAAUGCCCACCGGCGCCCCAAACAACCCCGGUGAAGGUGAAGGAGGAAGUUCUGCAGGUGAGACUUAAGACCUAUCCUUAUUCCAUUUUUUACAUUGACAUUUUAGUCAUUUAGCAGACGUUCUUAUCCAGAGCGACUUACAGUGAGUGCAUACAAUUUUCACACUGGCCCCCCGUGGGAGACGAACCCACAACCCUGGCAUUGCAAGCGCCAUGCUCUACCAACUGAGCUACACGGGGCCCUUUACCCUUCAGAGACUAAAGUGUGCACUUGUGCACUCCCCGUCAUUCAUUUGUUUGCUAAUCUCAUCAAAUGGAGAUUCAAUUCAAGUCUAAAAUAUGAGUGUUAUUGAAACGUCAUGUUUUUUCAAACUUUCCGAUUUGCUUUGAAUACUAUUUUUUUGUGACAGGGAUGAGAAUUAAAGAGGCUUUUACAAUGACUGGCAUUUUAUUUGGGUCCCUACACCCAAAUGAGGGCAUUGCGUUUUUCCAUCUAUGGCCUGCUGGUCCCCCUACCUCUGCGGAAGCACAGUUCCCGCUCAGCCCAGUCAAAACUGUUCGCUGCUCUGGCACCCCAAUGGUGGAACAAGCUCCCUCACGACGCCAGGACAGCGGAGUCACUGACCACCUUCCGGAGACACUUGAAACCCUACCUCUUUAAGGAUAGUAUAAAAGUAAUCCUUCUACCCCCCCACCCCACCCCCACAUUUAAAAAAUAAAUAAUAAUAAUAAUAAUUAUUAUUAUUAUUAUUAUUAUUAUUAUUAUUAUAAAUAAAAUAUAUAUAUAAAAAACAAAUGAAAAUAAAAAAUAUACUCAAAAUGUUUUUGGUGAAAAAUAUACAAACAAACAUUGUAAAGUGCUUGUCCCACUGGCUAUCAUAAGGUGAAUGCACCAAUUUGUAAGUCGCUCUGGAUAAGAGCGUCUGCUAAAUGACGUAAAUGUAAUGUACAUUUCAUUAAUCACAUGGUGAUCACCCAUUCAAAUAAAGUUAUUUGCAUGCAUUGAAAAUAUCAGACAAUACCGUAACUGAAGGAUACUUUUAUCAUUGAUCAUUGAUAAAGUUUGAAGUCUCUCUCCCCCCUCUUUUUCUCUGUACCUCUCUCUUUCUCUGUGUACCCCUCUUUCUCUCUCUCACUCUCUCUCCUCCCCCUCUCCAUGAUAUCAUGAGCUAGAAGCAUGAUGACGAUUCGCUUCCUGAAGGCCAAAUAAGAAUAGUAAAUGGUGAAGACACAUUGUUUGGCCCGUUUCGAGGACAGCUGCACAGCUGUCUGCUUAGAUCAAUGCACGCCAUUUGUAAUCCACCGCAGAGGCUUAGCAAUAUUAUCCCUAAAAAUUCUAAAUAUGCUCUGAAUGUCCUACAUGUGCUUGCUUUCUUAUAAUAGUAUUUUUUUUAAACUCUUCAGCAUGAAAAUAAACGUGUUUCGAAAACAUUCGUUAUAGAAUGGGUAACAUCUUAAACAGUUAAAAUAAUGUACCUGUAGUUGCAAUGUGAUGUAAACAUGUUAUUGUUGUUCAGCAUUUUACAAUCUGUUCUCUCGAAUGCGUGCUGAAGCGCGUAAUGGGGGUUGACCAAACAUAUUUUUCUUGAAUUCAUUACUCCAUACAUGUGUGAUCUACCAGAAACACAGGCCUACUGUAGUAAGAUCACAAUCCUUCAUUUGAGGGCAUUACAUCGUGCGGUGCUACAUUUCUCACGUCACAGUCCAACUGUUGAUUGAUGGCUGAUACUCACCAGAAAACAGCCAUACAUCCCCCUGUAUGGCCCGAAGACUACUUAAAGUUUCCCUGUGGAUCUCAAAUCCUCGUGUGGAAUAAUCGAGCCUGAAUGCAGUUUAGUGACAAGGGCACAUCAACGGAUUAGCAGGUUGCCACGGCAACGCAGCCGGGGCACAUGUAUAUAGGUUUCAGAAGCCUCUUUUCCUAGAGAGCCGCGGCCCCAGCCCCAGUGUUGAAAUCAGUGGGGAAAUCCGCUCGGCAUUAGGACCUGUGGUGUGUGUUGAUGUGGCAUAGAUUUGUCUAAGCCUUUUACCUUCCAGCCAUAGUGUUGUCAAACUUAGCCUAGCGCCUCACAUCUCUCAGACAGGAGGCUAUAAGGUUAGUCGGUUAGCAGAUUCCAGUGGGGGAAUUAUUACUGGUGAGGCUGUGGUGCUGUGGUUAGAGUGCAGCAUCUCCCUCUACUGGGGCUGGAAUGCUAUGCUAGCUCUCAGGAGAUACGCUCUUAUGAUGUUUUACUGUACUGCCACGCCGCCCCAUGGAACAGUACUUGUGACAUAAGCAUGUGUGAAAUGAGUGAAAGCCUACCCAAAUAACGUCUGUGAGCUGGGUUAUUCUACCAUACAGACUAAAGUAAGCCAGUCAUAUUCAGGCCCAUAGGCCAGGUUUAGAAUGAGAGGUUCCUGACUGUUUCCUGACAACCUGAUAGUCCUCCAGAACUGAGAGAUCUAUAUAGUUCAUAUUUACCAGCACAAUACAAUUGUCAUAUUGGACCUUACCACAAAUAAUUAAGUGAAAUCUAUUUUCAGUCUAAUGUCUCCUCUUCGAGGUAUGUGCUUGUUGUUGCACAGUUCAUUCACAUCACUGCAAUAUGGGUUUCUUGUUCAUUUUUCCUCCUCCAUAGCAUAACCCUGACCCCAACGGUAACCCUGACACCAACGGUAACCUUCGAAAACGGAUGAACUACAUGUCCCAGCAAGACGGCCAGAAAGCUGAGUCCAACAGCGCAGCAGCUACAGGGGUAACCAGGAAACAACCCCAGUCUGGCCAAUCGUCUUCAUCCACGGGGGCGACUGGGGGCGCCAUCAUCCUACCACACUCCAGCCCCGGCCCCGCCAGCCAACCCAACGCCUCCUCCACCCUGUCCGUCAAGAACACGCCCCCGGCUCCACCCACCACCUCGACAAUACCAGCCAAUCAGAGCCAGCCCACCGCUGACUCCUCCCUCCAGGACCUCCUGGGACCCAGACUGCAGCACAUUCAGCUGAUGGGCAAAAAUGAGCCCAAGCAGUCACCAUGCUCCCAGCCGACCACCGCCGGGAUGGGCGGGACCAGUAAAAUCGACAAGUACGCUCGCAUCCUGUUCCCAGUGUCCUUUGGAGCAUUCAACAUGGUCUACUGGGUGGUUUACUUGUCCAAAGACACCAUGGAGGCCAAAUUUCGAGGCCAAAUCUAG